This is a messenger RNA of Mixia osmundae IAM 14324, 1150 nucleotides long. RefSeq lists its product as uncharacterized. The record is from RefSeq and is a predicted model, not a curated record. Lineage: Eukaryota; Fungi; Basidiomycota; Mixiomycetes; Mixiales; Mixiaceae. Gene Ontology annotation, molecular function: riboflavin synthase activity. The transcript has 6 exons. Gene Ontology annotation, biological process: riboflavin biosynthetic process. The coding region runs from base 83 to 796 and encodes 237 amino acids.
GUUGACUUGCCGAUCAUCGUCAAUUGGAGACCAUCGUCAUCACUCCCUCCGACUGUCCAAGUGCCCCUCGUAGCAUCAGAAGAUGUUCACAGGUCUAGUCGAACAUCUCGGUACGGUGACGUCGAUCAAAGAGCAAGACACGACAUCAUCUGGCGGCGGCGGCUGGUCUGUCACUAUUGGCCAAGCUAAACCCAUCCUAUCAGACUGCAGCAUUGGGGACAGCAUAUGUAUCAAUGGCGCCUGUCUCACCGUCACCGAGUUUGACGAGGAUAGCUUCAAGGUCGGCCUUGCGCCAGAGACUCUCGCGAGGACAGAUCUAGGCGAUCUCAAAGUAGGCAGCAAGGUCAAUCUGGAGCGCGCCAUGGCCACUGGCGCACGUUACGGCGGCCAUUUCGUACAGGGACACGUUGACUCGACGGCGAGGAUUGUUUCGCGGCAGCCAGACGGCAACUCGAUACGGCUAAUAUUUGAGCUACCUGAAUCAGCCGAGCAUUACAUGGAGGCCAUCAUCGAAAAGGGCUACAUCGCCCUCGAUGGGACGUCCCUCACGAUCACCGAGGUAGACGACACGCAGCGGCGUUUCGGCGUCAUGCUCAUCGCUCACACGCAAGACAAAGUCGUGUUGACCGACAAGAAAGAGGGUGACAAGAUCAAUGUCGAGAUUGACGUCGUCUGCAAGAACGUAGAGAAGAUUGUCAAAAGCGCUCUGCAAGGAUCGGGACAAGCAGGAGGUGCUAUAGAAGCACUCGUCGAAAAGGUCGUUGAGCGUACGCUCCGAAAGCAUCAGCUCAUAUAGUCCCCUCGGUAGACUUGUCGCAAGCAAUGUUGUUGCAAUCCGCAUACCCCACAGACAUCUUUACGGGAAGGUCGUGGUGUGAGCUUGUAUGACCUCUCCCUCAAUCUUGCAGACUUCCGUAUCCUCCUCAUCAAAGAAUUCUCUGCAGGCCGUGGUGAAGGGGCCGCAUGUGACUUGGACAUCGAACUGUCGUUUUGCAAUCUCGACUCGCGUAAAGCCGACGAACACGUGGUAUCGGAGCUUGCUGUCCAGACGACAGCAGUCUUGCAUAUUUGCAGGAUCGGACUUGAACUCGGCAGGAAUCUCAAGGAGCACAUCGUGCCCUACUACGUCGGCCGUGUGGAGUCCACCCAC